AUGACUCGAGAGGAUUUGAAUGGUCAAGCCAUUGAGAUCAAAGAGCAUCCAGCUCGUAUUCUGACAACGGAACGCCAAGGAAAAAUUCUGGUGGAAUAUGGAGAUUCGGUUGUCUGGUCUUUCGGGGUUGAAGAGUGCCAGACGUGGUUUGCGUUUCUAUCCAAGUUCCAGACCUUCUGGCCUUCUAUACCUGAAUUCUGGCAUAAGGAUCAGGCUAUUACUGCUGAAACAUGGCCUAAAACCCUAAAAUUAGCUUCCAACAAUCGAUCUGCGCCGUUUAAGCUAACUAUGAGGCUCGGACGUCUACCUGAGCCUCCUCCGCGUGCCAUUCUUCGUCCAGAACCCCACUUGCUACCAACCACACACGGCGGGAAAGGAAAGGCCAAGAUCGAUGACUUCGCCCAUGUUCUAGCAUUGUCAGCAGGAGGUCUCAAGGGCUUUGGUGUCCAGAAUGCUGGGCUCAAGUUUUUAGAAGUCCAACUCAAUGCCGCUGAGAGUUUCUUGACGGGUGAGACGACCUUGUCGGAGCGCAAGGCAUACAAAACUUGCAAGUCAGCGACCAGGAUUGAGUGCUACGAGUAUUUGACUGGACUAGCUGGUCGAGUUGAAGACAAUGGGAGUGACACUGUACGGCGGGCAUAUCAGGAGAAGGUUGACAUUUUCAACGCUGCCGAUAUAAUCUACAGCUUCUUCAUUCCUUUGAAGUUCAAUGGCCCGAUGGUCGAUAAGUUUUGGGGAGCUUUAAGAGCGUUAAUUGAGUUGCCCACGAUCGAUGGCGAUUUUCUCCGCCCGUCAUUUGACAACAUAGCUGGAAGUCUUCGAACAUCGCUCAGAUACUUGACUCAAAACGUCUUCGCUCUCCAAAACAUACUUGCCCACUCCUCCAAAGAAGAGCGAUCUGAAGUCGAGCUACCGGUGGAAUUCUCCAAGGCAUGGCUAUACAUCGUUAUGGGCAUGGUCUAUAGUUCCAAGGACGAUCUCAAGUGGAAUAGCAGAAUAAAAAGAGCAGAAGCCCUUAUUGAGAAAGGAUCGAAAAAGCUUGUUCAGGGGCUUUGUCAGAAGAGUCUGCUAGACAAAGUCGCAGUGUUGCCACUCGAGGUUCUUUCGCUCAUCAUCAUGGGUUUGUUACAGGAUCAGGUUGGCAAGUCUGAUGAUAUUUGUGACACGUACUCUCAAUAUAUGAAUUCCUUGGACAACGCGAUCACGUCGAAACCCUCGGAUAGGUCAUUUCAACAUCAAAUCGACAUGGUGCAACAAGAGCUUAAAGCAGUCAAUCAGACGCUCUGUAGACAAAAGUCGCUCAUCUCUCGCCUGAGAAAGUCCCUGACCGCCAUCGAUACACUUGAUAUCGUCAUAGGUCAACUUGAACAUGAGACAGCGUUGAGAAAUGCAGAGAGGCAACAUAGUAGCAACAAAAGGCAUUACUCGGAGACUGUUCCCCCGCCUCCAACUUACUCUCAUCGACACGAUGAUGACUGCACGCGAACCGCCCCUAUCAAUUAUACCCAGGAAGCGCCAGCCAACGAUUACAUGGGUCUCGACGAUGACUUCCUAUUUGAUAUGGCUUCGACUUCCAAGCUAUCACCCACAGAUGCAGGCGGUCUUCGCGGUCUCUUCUUCCUCGAGUGUUCACGCCUUAUCGAGCAGCGUGAGUUCGAGUUCCGACGCUUCAGUGACUUUUCUAUUGAUCUUGAGCGUGCUAUUACUUAUAAGAUGGAAUUUACGCGAGAUCGACAGGAGCGGGCUAUUUACGCUUUCACCCUUGUCACUAUCAUUUUCUUGCCCAUCAGCGCUGUUUCGAGUAUUUUCGGUAUGAACACGACUGACGUGAGAGACAUGCCUUAUUCUCAGUGGCUGUACUGGGCCGUUGCCAUUCCGGUGACAAUCGUGGUUAUUCUUAUUGGGCUGUGGUUUAUGGGAGAGCUGGGCAACAUAACUCGGUGGUUGUUGAGACGAUCAGAAAAUGGGGGAUCAGGUACAUACUCUCGACCUGCAGCCCUACCACAGACCCUCGAAACCGCAUACUGGACUACUGCUCCUGCACAGUCUACCACUCAAGUGGCAGAGUACUCGUCGCCGUAUGAGACAGGUCAUGGAAUGCGCAGAAGGGUGCAGGCACAAGUUUAUUACCCAUCAGCUCAGGGGCGAGUUCAUCGAUCAAGGACUUUAGACAUGGGCUAUUCAUCGAGGCACUAG
This is a messenger RNA of Fusarium graminearum PH-1, 2196 nucleotides long. RefSeq lists its product as uncharacterized. The coding region runs from base 1 to 2196 and encodes 731 amino acids. NCBI's taxonomy places the organism in Eukaryota, Fungi, Ascomycota, Sordariomycetes, Hypocreales, Nectriaceae. Gene Ontology annotation, cellular component: membrane. Gene Ontology annotation, biological process: metal ion transport; transmembrane transport. Gene Ontology annotation, molecular function: metal ion transmembrane transporter activity. The record is from RefSeq and is a predicted model, not a curated record. The transcript is spliced from 4 exons.